Messenger RNA from Beauveria bassiana ARSEF 2860, 1044 nucleotides. RefSeq names its product endo alpha-1,4 polygalactosaminidase precursor. The record is from RefSeq and is a predicted model, not a curated record. The coding region runs from base 1 to 1044 and encodes 347 amino acids. The transcript has 2 exons. Lineage: Eukaryota; Fungi; Ascomycota; Sordariomycetes; Hypocreales; Cordycipitaceae.
AUGGCCGGUCGAGAUAGCCAUGUUGAAGAAAACGACGUUGCCAUGGAGAAGCAGUCUCAGGCCCCUGUCAAGCAGUUCAUGGCAACAUGGAAGAAGGUGAUUAUCACUGGGGUUACCUUGGCUAGCAUCAUCGGACUGUCUGUUGGUUUUGGCGUCGGUUUGACGAGACCUAGGGGCGGCAGUGAUGAUGAGAGCAGCACCAGCAACAAGACGGGUAUCGAGUUGCGCAAUGUGUCUGGCCGCUCUUUGAAAUGGGCACCUAAGGUUGGCGAGACUUGGCAAAUCGUCCUACAAAACACCAUUCGCAGCGAUAUCGAUUUCACCCCUGAUGUUUCCAUCUGGGACUUUGACGUCUUUGACAACGACAAGGAGACCAUUGACAAACUGCACGACCGUGGCAAAAAGGUCGUUUGCUAUUUCAGCGCCGGUACAUGGGAAAGGGGCCGUACGGACGCUGACCAGUUCCCUGAGGAGGAUCUCGGUGGCACUUUGCCGGAAUGGACAGACGAGCGCUGGGCCCGCAUCAGCAGCUCCAAGGUCCGUAAUAUCAUGAAAAGUCGCAUCGCGCUGGCAGCCCGCAAGGGCUGCGAUGCUAUUGAUCCCGACAACGUCGACGGCUUUCAAAACGAUGAAAACAACUUGGGCCUCACGCCCCAGGACUCGAUUGACUACUUGGGCUUUCUCCACGACGAGGCCAGCAAGUACAACAUGGCUCUGGGACUCAAGAACGCAGCCGACAUUAUUGAUGAUGUGAUGCAUCUGGUCGACUUCUCCGUCAAUGAGCAGUGUGCUGCCGACCAAGAGAACCCUGAGUGCGAAUCUUUUCACAAGUUUAUCGAAGCGGGCAAACCUGUGUUUCACAUCGAGUACCCUCCUGAAGAUGAUGCUCAGACGUAUCCCGAUGACCUCCGUGAGGAAAUCUGCGCUCGCAAAGGUUCUGGUAAGGGCUCAGACGAGUUCAGCACCGUCUUUAAGAGAAUGAACCUCGAUGGAUGGGUGCAGUUUUGUAAUGGCGAUAUAUACGAGACUGCGCUGGUCCCUUAA